GGGCGGGUCCAGCGCAGAUUGCAGCAGCAGAGCCGCGGGCAGGUGCUGUUGCUGUCCCUGUUGAUGGUCCCACUGCUCCGAACCGUGUAUCAGCGUCUCUUCUCCAUGGCGGCUGAAGCCUAUACCCCAGGGAGCCUGUCAGCUGCCUUCGUCACCUGCCCCAAUGAGAAAGUGGGCAAGGACAUUGCAAGGGCGAUGGUAGAGAAGCACCUGGCUGCCUGUGUCAACAUCAUGCCUCAGAUCACAUCCAUAUACGAGUGGAAGGGGAAGAUCGAAGAGGACAGGGAGGUGCUGUUGAUGAUCAAAACCCGGAGUUCCCGGAUCCCAGCGCUGACCGACUUUGUCCGGUCGGUGCACCCAUACGAAGUAGCAGAGGUGAUUGCGCUGCCCAUCCAGCAGGGAAACGCACCAUAUCUGCAGUGGGUUGGGGAGACUGUGCCAGAGUGAGACCCCGUACCCCACAGCAGGGGACCGUCUGCCCCUACCCUGCCUCAAUCCCCCUGUAUGGAGACACCACAGGAACAGGACUCACCCCAUGGAAUUUUUUUUUUUGCGGGGGGGGGGAACCUGCAGCCAAUAAACUGCCCCCAACGCACCAA
Emys orbicularis (European pond turtle) is the source of this 599-nucleotide messenger RNA. RefSeq names its product cutA divalent cation tolerance homolog (gene CUTA). The transcript is spliced from 6 exons. Bases 64 to 447 code for a protein of 127 amino acids. Gene Ontology annotation, biological process: response to metal ion. Lineage: Eukaryota; Metazoa; Chordata; Testudines; Emydidae. The record is from RefSeq and is a predicted model, not a curated record. Gene Ontology annotation, molecular function: copper ion binding.